Vicia villosa (hairy vetch) is the source of this 897-nucleotide messenger RNA. RefSeq lists its product as uncharacterized. Lineage: Eukaryota; Viridiplantae; Streptophyta; Magnoliopsida; Fabales; Fabaceae. The record is from RefSeq and is a predicted model, not a curated record. The transcript has a single exon. The coding region runs from base 1 to 897 and encodes 298 amino acids.
AUGGCAAACAUGAUGAACCAGAUGCCAUUGCCGCAACUGUCAAAAUCAAACUAUGAGAACUGGAGCAUUCAGAUGAAGGCGCUGCUUGGAUCGUUAGAUGUGUGGGAGGUUGUAGAAGAAGGGUUUGAAGAACCAGAAACCACGACGGGAAAUACAACAGCCCAGAACAAGGCGUUGAAAGAGACGCGGUCGAAAGACAAAACGACAUUAUACAUGUUGUUUAGAGCAGUAGACGAAUCUGGUUUUGAGAAGAUUGCUGGUUCAACUACUUCGAAGCAAGCGUGGGAUACACUAGAGACGGCGUUCAGAGGAGCAAAUAGAGUCAAGCAAGUUCGUUUGCAAACUCUUCGAGGAGAAUUAGAAAGGAUGAAGAUGAAGGAGACGGAGUCCGUGUCGGACUACAUCACGCGUGUGCAAACAGUUGUAAAUCAACUGAAACGAAAUGGAGAAGCCAUGACCGAUGCUCGAGUUGUCGAAAAGAUUUUAAGAUCUUUGACUGAAAAAUUCGAAAAUAUAGUAUGUGCAAUAGAGGAGUCGAAGGACCUUGCGACAAUCACUGUCGAAGAAGUAGCUGGUUCACUUGAGGCACACGAACAACGCAAAAUACAAAAGAAGGAGGAGACACUUGAUAAUGCAGAACAGACAAAGGAAUCCACUAGAGAUGAAAGGGCACUUUUAUCUCAAAACUGGCGUGGUCGAGGACGUGGUCGUGGAGGUCGAAAUGGUGGUCGAAGGCAAAGGAACAAUUUGUUAUUUGCAGAAAGACAACGUACCUGGAAAAAUACAAGAUGUUUAUUAUGUACCAGAUUUAAAAGCAAAUAUUCUAAGUCUGGGGCAACUUACAGAGAAGGGAUAUUCGAUAUUUAUGAAGGAUCGAAUACUGCAUUUGAAGGAUAA